AAAGAUUACAUAGACAAGAAGAAUUUACAAAAACAGCUUCUUCUACUAAUACUAGUCAAAAACUUGAAGAAUCAUUAUUAGUUACUAGCCAAAGUUUUGAUAUUUUAACUUCAUCUGCAAAGGAUUUAACUACAUCAUUUUCAGCUAGUAAUAUUUUAUUAAACCUAGAACAGGAAAGACAAAAUAUUGAACAAAGUGUUGAACAAAGAAUUGAAGAAAUAGAAAAAGAAAUAGAACAAGAACAAUUAGAAAAUUAUUCUAGAAAAAAGUUUAAAGAAACAAAUUUAAAUUAUAGUUCAUUUGAAGAUA
Racocetra persica is the source of this 309-nucleotide messenger RNA. The record is from the annotation of a GenBank genome assembly. NCBI's taxonomy places the organism in Eukaryota, Fungi, Glomeromycota, Glomeromycetes, Diversisporales, Gigasporaceae.